Molecule: messenger RNA, 1470 nt
Organism: Symbiodinium sp. CCMP2456
Lineage: Eukaryota; Dinophyceae; Suessiales; Symbiodiniaceae
Source: the annotation of a GenBank genome assembly
AUGCCGCUGCGGCAGCCUUCUCGAAUUGGCCUUGUCGCGCCAGUGAGCUCCCUCAUCUCGGACGGCUCCGACUCCACGUACCUGAAGAUCAGCUCGUCUCAGCUGGACGUCUAUGCUGGCACCCAGCGUGGCAUUACAGUGACCGCAAAUGGCGGCACACUGCAUGGUGCAUGGUCGGCAGAAGCCAGUAUCACAACGUCCGACAGGCGCCUCAAGCGCAACAUUCAGCCGCUGUACCAAACCAUCGCAACCAGAGCGCGCGAUCGAUGGGAAUCCGAUUCGGGAGCGCAGCCGGCAGCUGACAAGCUAAGCGAAGGUGAGCAGGUGAAGUGGUUGCUGCGUCCGAGCCUUAGACGCGAGCUGCGCCCAGUCUCCUUCCAACUGAAGCGGGGACCGGAAGCCAAGUACCUGAAGUUCGGUUUCAUCGCGCAAGAGCUGGAAGCAGUGUUCCCCAACUUGGUUCGGACGGUUGGGGACAACACGAAAGCGGUUGCCAGCCAGGACCUCAUCGCGGUGCUGACUCUCGCCUUCCAGAAUCUCCAGAAGGAGCACGAUGAUUACAAGAAGACGGUGCUUGACCAGCAGAGGGAAUUGGAAAGCCUCAAGCGGCGGCUGGAUCGCCUCGAAGCAGUGCAUAAGCAUAAGCAUUGGUCCAGAUGCAUGGCCCUUACGCGCUCAGCCAUGGCGGAGCUUGAACGACCUCGGGUAGUCGCUGCUCCGACGGGCUACACAUCGGCGGAGGAGGCAUUGCCCAUCCCAGCUGCGGAUGUUGCAUCCGCGCCUCCUGCAGAGGAAGUGGCCUCCGCACCACCGUCUGCUCCUCCCGCAGAAGCCACGGCACCACCGGCGGCUCCGAAGAGAGGGACAGCCUUGUCGAGAGAGGAGAGACGCGAAGCCGCCAUGUUUGCGGAGCUGUACUCCAUCAUGGUGGCCACAGAGCACCUGGAAGCAGCAUUUGUUCGUGGUGCCGUGUCUAAUCAGGAUUACGAGCGGACCUGCACACAACUCCUGACGCAGUUCAAGACCCUGAAGACUGGGCUGAAAGACAAGUGCCCAGACAUCCGUGCCUUUGCCAAGGAACAUGGGAUGAAUUGCCCGCUGGCAGAGGCACGCCUGCUGGAAACUGGCGUGGCCGCCACGGCCCUUUUUGGUGGCACAGCGACGACGGGCAAGGAAAGUUUGGCCUGUUUCAAGGCAUCUGAGGGCUUCAUCACCCUGGUAGAUGCCGUCAAGUUGAACAUGAAUGCCGUGGACGAGCUCCUGCCCCUCGUGCGAGAUCUGCAGGCGAGCAUUGUGGGCAUUCCCAACCUGCCACCACUCGCUGGCAUAGAGCGCAUUGCUGGGUGGCUUGUCACGCUCAACGGCAUGCGGGCCUCGGACCGCUUGACAGAGGAACAGACCCGGCAACUGGCAAUGGAUGUGGAGCAGGCCUAUACUUCGCUCAAGAACUGGCUGCAUGAGAAGACCUAG